AAAGCAACCAAGGAAACCGUGGAAGUAGACUCAAGCGAUGAUGACAACGAGUUCGGACUCGUCAUCAAGAAAUUCCAGAAAUUUAUGAAGAAGGAAUUUGAGCGCAAAGGAAGAAAGCACGACGGUCCCCCGAAGUGCUAUGGCUGUGGCGAGAUAGGCCACAUCAAGCCGAGGUGUCCAAAAGGCAAAAGCGGCAAGGACAAACCUGGCUUCAAAAAGCAACGAGCCUAUAUCUCAUGGGGUGGCGACUCCAGUGACGAGUCAACUGAUCAAGAAGAGGAGGAAGCCGCCAACCUCUGCCUCAUGGUGCACGAAGAUCAAACCGACGACGUUCAAGAG
Cuscuta campestris is the source of this 339-nucleotide messenger RNA. Lineage: Eukaryota; Viridiplantae; Streptophyta; Magnoliopsida; Solanales; Convolvulaceae. The record is from the annotation of a GenBank genome assembly.